Messenger RNA from Talaromyces amestolkiae, 1326 nucleotides. RefSeq lists its product as uncharacterized. The transcript has 7 exons. The coding region runs from base 1 to 1326 and encodes 441 amino acids. Lineage: Eukaryota; Fungi; Ascomycota; Eurotiomycetes; Eurotiales; Trichocomaceae. The record is from RefSeq and is a predicted model, not a curated record. Gene Ontology annotation, molecular function: peroxidase activity.
AUGAGACUCGAAACUUCAAUUCUCACAGCCUUGCUGGCUGUGAGCAGUGUGUCUGCCUUUCCAACUACAGAGAACUUGGCCCAAUUCGCGUUCAAGGAAGCUGCCGAGAAACGAUGUCCAUUCUCACAAGUGAGAGAAGGAAUUAGUAAUGCUAUCAAGAAGCGCAACAUUCUUGAUUCUCUAUAUUCUCCUAUCAAAGUUACUGGUGAACACGCAUUUGUGGCACCGGACUUUGCAUCUGGAGACCAACGUGGACCUUGCCCUGGGUUGAAUGCAUUGGCAAAUCAUGGAUACAUACCUCAUGAUGGUGUUGUGUCGCUGGCCGAGGUGGUUCCCGCUUUGAACGAAGUUUUCGGAAUGGGCUUUGAUCUCGGCCUUGUUCUCGGCGUCAUGGGCACUGUUUGGGCUGGAGAUCCGAUCUCAUUGAAUCCUAGCUUCUCAAUUGCCGGAGAGUCACCUGCAAUUGACAACUUGCUAAACGACGCAUUCGGACUCCUAGGUACUCCUCGUGGAUUGAACGGCUCGCACAAUUUCAUCGAAUCUGACUCCUCUCCAUUCCGGGAUGACCUUUACCUUACUUACGAUGCCUGGACACUCAAUCUAACCAAGUUCGAUUCGUUUUACGCAAUGUCUAGCAACGGCACUUUUGGCAUGGAUCUGAUAGCAGAGUUCGCGAAAGAUAGAUUUUACGAAAGCAUCGCCACGAAUCCAAACUUUUAUUAUGGUCCAGUAACCGGAAUGAUCGCACGUAAUGCUGGGUAUAUGUUUACUGGUCGGCUGUUCGCGAAUUACUCUACUGAGUAUCCCGACGGUGUUCUAACCAAAGAAGUUCUCAAGAGUAUGUUCGGCGUGAACGGCUCCGACGAUGCCUUGCAAUACAACUACGGCUAUGAACGUAUCCCAGAAAAUUGGUACCGCCGUCCCAUCGACUACGGCCUCGUCGAUCUGAAUCUAGAUAUUCUGGAUUUUGUAGCACAGUAUCCAGAAUUAGCGAGUAUCGGUGGGAACCUCGGUGCUGUGAAUAACUUCGCCGGCGUCGACAUUACCAACCUCACCGGCGGUGUUCUCAACGCUGCAGACCUCCUCAAAGAUAAUAAUCUGCUUUGUUUGGCUUUUGAAGUCGUUAAGCUUGCCAGUCCCAAUGCUUUGACGAAUAUCUUUGCUACGAUAGCUGCGCCUUUGGAGCUGAUUACAAAUGUCAUCUCUGCACCGCUGUUGAAUCUAUCCUGCCCGGCGUUCGAAGACAUCACCUACAAUGGUAAACCGAUCUGGGAGGGAUUGCAGAGCGCAUUCCCUGGUGCAGGGUGGGCACAGGCUGCUUUUUAG